CUGUACCCCCUGCUCUGAGCCUAACUGUAUCAUUUUCAGAAAUGCUAUCUAGUGGGCAAGUGGCUGAGAAGGAGGGCGUAAACUUCUGUGAAUGAUGAGUCUCAAUGAGCAGACGGAAACUAGACUCACCCUCACAGACGGGCUGAGGGAGGAGGGCCUCCCAUGUCAUGAAGUAGAGAAGUCCCAAACGUUUUAAUCUGCAGCAGAAUUAUCCUUGCAAGGCUCAGGAUGAUUCAUCCCUUUUUUAACCCAUCAAACUAGGAUUUUUAUACCAAUGUUAAUUCUGUCCAUAUUAACACCAGCAUUGAUGUGUUUCAACAGUACAGUCAUAUCAUUUAGUUUACGGAUCAAAAGACACAUUUAAGUGUUACAAGUUUAAGAUACCACAAAUUUGUGGUGAAAGGAGGUGGUCUUUUCAGUGCUUAUCAACUAGGAAAAUGUAGCUGUGUGGCUUAGCGAUUCUUACAAACUAUGUAUUUUCCCUUAAUUGUACAGACAUGAGUUUCUCCAGCUCACCUUGAAUUAGUUUAUCUAAAGUAUUUUUGACAAAUUAUUUUCUUUGAUCAUAACUGGUGUUACCAUAUCACCUCAACUUUCAUACUACUACAUGCCUGUUUUACUAGGACUCCUGAUACCUGCACAUCACACAAUGCACAUUACUGCUCUGCUACACAUAGAGUAGGCUAGGCCAUGUGAUGCCGUCAUAUAUAAAUGUGUUGGGUUUUUUUUGCCUCAUGAGGGAGAACCAUGCCUAAACUGACGGGAAAAGAGUUGUUUUAGACAGUAAAAAUGACUAAAAGCCUCAACCACAGAAGCAAACCAUAAGUCUGACUAUGGAGAAAUGUACCAUAGAUACUCUACCUCUGAAUCAUACAGAUAUAUCUAAUGUGAUCAAUCUAAUAUGCUUCCCUUUAAGACUUAAAGCUCUACAUGUUUGAAUGCCAAGGUAAAUAAAGGCAAAAUUCUAGGCCCACAAAGGUUAUAUAAGAACAUGCGCAAGAGCAAUUUUAAGCAAGGUUUCGAGCAUCUUGAGAGUGCAUCAACACACUGCAAAUAUGCUACCAAUGCUAUGUACUGAGCAGAGAAAUGCUGUCCAUGUAAAACAGAAUCAUCGAAAACGAUUUCUGAGGUGACAGAUCACGGCAAUGCCAGGUAGCCUAACAGACGUAUAAGCAAGAAAAAGAACGCGGGAUCUGUGGGGAAAAGAUGGUUCUAGUCAUUCGUUCUAGUGGACCAUGGGAACCUGUCUGCAUGAGUGGGGUGCAUGUCUGAUGACGCAGGUGCGGGAAAAAUGAUUUGGUGGGUUUUGAUUAGCUCAAGAGCUUAGAACGCUGAAUUUGUUGCAUUACUUUUCCCAUAAUCGACUUUAACAGACCCACUAUCUUCCUUUCUCAAGAAUUCACUUGGACCAGGAGAAUGGACGACGGCAGAUGUGGUCGUUCAGAUUACGAAUACCUGGCAGAGAUAGGCGAGGGCGCCUACGGUAAAGUCUUCAAAGCAAGGGAGAUCGGCGAAAAACAGCGUCUUGUUGCGGUGAAAAAGCUGAAUCUACCCGGAGAUCCUGAAACGGGAAUCCCCGCCUUCAUGAUUCGGGAAGUGGCGCUGUUGCGCAAAAUCGAAUAUUUUAACCACCCAAACAUUGUAAAGCUUCUGGAUGUGUCAGCAUGUGUUAGGAACCAGUCAUUGGACUUGACACUUGUGUUUGAGUAUAUUGAUCAAGAUCUAACAACAUAUAUGAACUGUGCUGAAAACGGAUUGAGCCGGGAAAAAAUUAAGGAUGUGAUGCGACAGCUGCUGAAGGGCCUGGACUUCUUACACUCUAAUAUGUUGGUGCAUCGAGAUCUGAAGCCUGACAACAUCUUGGUCAGCAGUCAUGGGGAGGUGAAGAUUGCUGAUUUUGGCUUGGCAAGAAUCUACACCUAUCACAUUGCCCUCACCCCGUGUGUGGUGACUCUGUGGUACCGGGCUCCAGAAGUUCUGCUCCACUCAGGCUACAUGUCCUCAGUGGAUGUUUGGAGUGCUGGCUGCAUCUUUGCAGAACUCUUCCUCUCGAGGCCUUUGUUCCGAGGGUUUACUGAGGCUCAGCAAUUGCAGAAGAUCUUUGAGUUGAUUGGUUUGCCUAAUGAAGAAGACUGGCCCAAGGAAAGCCCGAUCCGCUAUUCCCUUGCCUGGAGUCCAACUUGCAUGUCGCGACCUGGCACCCAAGUCCUUCCCAGCCUUGGCAUGGAGGAGAACGACCUGCUUCUCGGAUGUUUGGCCUUCAAGCCAUCAAAUCGCAUCUCUGCUUGUCGAGCCCUAGCCCACCCCUUUCUGGCAGAGUUCUAACACUAAUGGACAGGAAGUGAAGAGAGAAGGCCUUGACAUGAACGCAGCAUAGUUCCAUUCUCAUUGGCUCCCUCCCCCAGCCUCACCUCCAUCUGCUAAGGGGUUUUCUGCUGUGAGAGGAAUAGGGGGUUCUCAAGUUCAGACUUGUAAAUCCCAAAGUAGUUGAGACAGAUCAGUCACGUUUUCCCUUUUUUAGAUUGAUGAGGGUAUUAUUAUUAAUUAAAGUCCAGGUGUAUGUGACCUCAUCCACGAAAUAUAGGCAAAUUAGUUAAUAUUUCAGAUUACUUAUUCGUCAAUCGCGCUGAUUCCAAUUCAGGAAAACAUGCUUAAUAUUGAAAGAUCUUGAACAUCUUCGGCUGUGCAGUCCCACACAAUGGGUUCCAGGAGGCAAAUGUUCAUCUCACAUCAUGGAAACCCUUAGCAGAAAAGGGAAAUGUUUCAUCAACAGCGAUUGGUAUUGUAACAAAGACAUUUGGGCAGUAAAGUAAAUGAAAAUAGAAAAUCUGUUUUUAAAAAAAGAACAGUGACUUAAUUGCAGUCGUUUGAACACAAGCCAUUUUAUUUUUUUAUGUUUUAUAUUUGGGAGUUUAAUUACGGAAAAGAUUAGAUCAGGGCGAACACACCUCAGCAACCAACACCUUUGUAACCUCAAUAGGUAGGAUCAGAAGGGUAACAACUGCUGAUUAAUUAAAGGGAUGUUUUAUUACCAGACACACUCAUGCGCUUUAACUUAUUUAUAUUGCAGAGGGAUGUGACAGUUAAUUGCAUUGCUCAAGUUAUGCAAGUAAACUCAGCCUAAUGUUGAUGAAUUUCCGUGUUCCAUGUGGCCAGCAUUUGUUAUUUAAUAUUCAUCUGUUGCCCUGUUUGUAUUGCCUGGCUUGUUUUGUUUUUUUCCCAACUGUUUUCACAGCUAAUACUUAAAAGUGUUGUAGAACAGUUUUGCUUUGUUAUAUGUUACUUAUUGGCUUAAAAGUAGGGAAUCAUAUUUCAUGAUAAUAGAGAAUUUUAUCAGAACCAAAGAGACAAUUAAUAAUUCCCCAUUUUUGUGUUUUUCUUUUCUUUUUCCUUUAGCAAAAUAAUAAUGACAAGCAACGAGGUUACACUGUUGUUUAUGAAUUGACCAUAGCCCGUGUUUACAGUUUGGGGGCUGGGUUGGAUACCACUCGCAAUCUGAGAACAACUUUGCCUGUUGACUCAUGAAAUAAAAAAUCCUUUUUUCCCA
Molecule: messenger RNA, 3547 nt
Organism: Clupea harengus (Atlantic herring)
Lineage: Eukaryota; Metazoa; Chordata; Actinopteri; Clupeiformes; Clupeidae
Gene: cdk21
Product: cyclin-dependent kinase 21
Biological process (GO): protein phosphorylation; regulation of gene expression; signal transduction
Cellular component (GO): nucleus; cytoplasm; cyclin-dependent protein kinase holoenzyme complex
Molecular function (GO): cyclin binding; ATP binding; cyclin-dependent protein serine/threonine kinase activity
Source: RefSeq, a predicted model, not a curated record